AUGAUGUCAGCUAUCCCCAAGGAGAUUAUUAACUGGAGUAUCCUCAACGAAAUUGUUUCAAUGGAUGAAGACGAUCCUGAAUUUAGUAAAGGGUUAAUUAUCCAGUUUAUGGAACAGGCGCAAACAACUUUUGAUAAGAUGCAGACUAUUUUGCACACGACAAAGGACCUUGGUGAACUAGAUUCCCUAGGGCAUUUCUUGAAGGGAUCAUCAGCUGCGUUAGGUUUGCAGAGGAUCGCAUGGGUUUGUGAAAGAAUUCAAAAUUUAGGUAGAAAACAUGAAAAUUCUUUCCCCAGUAGUGAAGUAGUUAGAGCUUCAUUGUUUGGUAAUAAUAUGGAGCCAAGUAGUGCGGCAAGCGUUGAAAGUGAAAACAUGCCACAAUUGGAUGAUUCCGUCUAUUUGGGAUUAAUAGGUGAAGCCCUACAAGAGGCUAGAAAUGAAUUUCAACUGGCGAAGUUGGAAUUAUCCAAGUACUACGGUUCCCCAUUGUAA
Zygosaccharomyces rouxii is the source of this 492-nucleotide messenger RNA. It is a transcript of the gene YPD1, whose product is annotated as Ypd1p. The record is from RefSeq and is a predicted model, not a curated record. The transcript has a single exon. Gene Ontology annotation, cellular component: cytoplasm; nucleus. Gene Ontology annotation, biological process: phosphorelay signal transduction system; phosphorylation. Bases 1 to 492 code for a protein of 163 amino acids. Gene Ontology annotation, molecular function: protein histidine kinase binding; histidine phosphotransfer kinase activity. Lineage: Eukaryota; Fungi; Ascomycota; Saccharomycetes; Saccharomycetales; Saccharomycetaceae.